AUGAGUAACAACGAAAUUUAUGAAGAUUUUAAUGAAUGUCUAAAGAUAGGAAUUCUUCAUAUUCCGUCUGGGCGAUUUCUUACAGCUGAAGUAUUUAACAAUGAAAUUAAUAUUUCUGGAACAGCAUUACGACGACGUCAAGUUUGGUCUUUAAUUACGGAUCGGAAGAAUGCUGAUACUUUGUUUUUACAAAAUUCAUUGGGUCGAUUUUUAUCAGUUAAUAAGGAUGGAAAAAUAAGUACAUCUUUAAAAUCAGAUUGCGAAGAACGUUUCCGUUUAGAAUUUGCACCAGAUGGUACAGGUGAAUGGGCUUUUAAAUCAGAUGCAUAUGGUUUCUAUCUCACUGGUACCGAUACUCAAGUUUCAUGUUUUUCCAAAUCUCCUGUCUGGUGGUCAUUUCGUUUAGCAACACAUCCUCAAGUACAUAUUCGUCACCAGUUCCGUUCACGUUACUUACGUCUUCUUAACGAUGGUCUUGAGCUCCGAGCUGAUCAACCAUACCCAUGGGGUCCAGAGUCUGUUAUUUGGAUUGAACAGCCUACAAUGGUUGCAAGUCAAGGUUUUGGUCGUGGUCCAAAUAUCCCUUUAGUUGGCAAAGCUGCUGUUUCACGUCUUGGUCGUGUUGCCUUCCGAAUGCCAAAUGGAAAAUAUUUGAAAUCUAAUGGAGAAAUGUGUAGUGAAAUGGAUGAUUCCACCUUAUUUUCUUUUGAAUAUCGUCCUGGUAAUCCUGGCACAUUUGCUUUUCGUGAUCAAACAGGUCAUUAUUUGACCACAAUCGGACCUGGAACAACUAAAGUAAAAACAAAUACAAAUAUUGGUAAAGAAGAACUCUUUCUAAUUGAACAUGCUGCUUUACAAGUUGGUAUAGUAGCACAUAAUGGGAAAUUCGCAUCAGUUAAACAAGGUAUUGAAAUUUCUGCAAAUCAGCAUGAAUUAGACGAAACAGCUAUUUUUCAGUUGGAAUAUAUUGGUGGGAUGGGUUUUAAUGCUUUAGAGGCUAUAGCAUCUAGCCCAGCAUCGACUCUAUCUGGUCCAGAUGGUGGAGUCAGUGACUCUUCUGCUUCUAAUUCAAGUUUAAUCAAUAAUAACCAUUCCAUUACUAAUGGUGUUCAUUCAGAUGUUUACUUUCUAACAACCGGAUUUUGGCGUCUACGUUCUCGUAGUGGAAAAUUAUGGAAACUUGCUUCAUCAUCUGGUGUUAAGAAUACUUCUUCAGAUGGAGAUCAAGAAAGUUUAUUCGAAAUGUUAACUGUGAAUAAAGUCAAUGAUAAACAAAUUCGUCAAAUUGUAUUUCGGUCAAAUGAUGGUGAACAGUCUUUGACAGCUCGUAAACUUGGUGCUGUAUCUACAAGUGGUCGUUUAAUUGAUGAAACUCAGCUACCAUCAUCAGAUGAACUAUUUAAUAUUAUUUUAACGAAUAGAACAUCAAUUGUGUUUUUAUCUUCAUUAACUGGUGGUUUUUUAGUACGUGGUAAACAAAAUAUUCUUGAUUCAAAUGGAGUAGCUUAUGAACCAUUUUACAUUCGAGUAACUAAACGGCAUACUUAUAAAUUUUUUGCUCGUAAUCCAAAUUCAACAUAUUCCAUAUGGGCAGCUAGUUUAGAUGGUACAUUACAACUUGAACCUACACAUCAAACUCCUACUGAUGAUGAAAACAAUAAAGACACUGAAGACACUAUUAAUAAUGAUUUGAAAUAUGAAUUUCAACUUCAUUUCCUUGGUCAUAGUCGAGUGCUUAUUCAAUCAUUGAAUAGUCAACGUGGUAAUUCAAUUUCUUUAGUCAAAUCUGAAGUUAAAGGUGAUGUAAAAUUAGAUAUACCAAGUGGUGGUGGUGGUAAUAUAACAAUCAAUUAUAUUUGGGAAAUUUAAAUCAAUAAACAAACUAAUCAAUUUUUCUUUUCUUAUUUUGCAAGAAAUAUUUAUUGAUUUAUUUAUAUCUAUCAAUUAUGAUAAUUAAAAAUGAUCAUGGAAUUUUUUUUAUAUAUAUCAGCAACAUCAUUAUAUAGAAAACAAAAGUAAUUUUCUUUCAUUCCGUCUGGAACAACAACGUUAACAAACGAUGGAUAUUGAUUGGGUUAUGUCAUUGUAUUUUUCUUCUACAUGUACUACUACUACUACUACUACUUUAGAUAUGCUUUUCAGUAGUAGAUUCUAUCUACUAAGUAAAAGUUUCUUGAAAGACUUCGUAUAUGCAUAUUUGUGUUUUCAUCAUUUGUAAC
Molecule: messenger RNA, 2219 nt
Organism: Schistosoma intercalatum
Lineage: Eukaryota; Metazoa; Platyhelminthes; Trematoda; Strigeidida; Schistosomatidae
Source: the annotation of a GenBank genome assembly